CAAGGCCAAGGCGGGUUUAUUAAAAUGUCUAAAGGGUCGGGGAGGGGUUGUUUGAUGACAUUUCUAGUUCUUACCUCAUUAAUCUACAAGUCAUCUCAGAUAGGUUCAGUUACACCAGAAAUUAUUGUAUUAGAUACCAAUGGCAACCAAAAAGAAUUAGAUGGUAUUGCUAUUGUUUACAAUUCCUACGUCACUUUAAUUUGCCGUACAAUAUCUGACGAACAUCUUCUAAGAUGGCUGUAUGCACCAUCACAAGAUGGAACGUUUACGCCACUAAAUAAUACAGGCCAUAUUACCAUUUCGUCCCAAAAAAAUGAAGAAGUAUCGUUGCUGCUCGUCAGCGUUCAGUUUAAUAUGUCGGGCGUAUAUCAGUGUACUAAUGGACUUGCCAGUCGUCAGAUAGAUGUUCACGUUUAUGGAGUUUUAAACAAGAUUAGUAGUACUGUCCACUUGAUAAAAAAACAUGAGGUGGUUGGUGCUUACAGUCUUCAGAUUAACACAAUCAAUUCAAGUUAUCAUCCUGUUGUUGCGUGUGAAUUCCGAGUUGGUUCAAACGGUAUACGAUACACUACUGUCCGUUGGAGAGGCGGAAAGUAUCAUGUUAAACCCAAUCUUUACAAAGUUACUGAGAGUCGAGACGAAAAGUCUGGCAUAAUAUGGAGUAAUUUGACAUUGCUUCAUCCUUCCUAUGACCAAGAACUGUACGGAAAAUAUUAUUGCAUGUUCAAUAUUGUGCCUGGUACUAUGGAGACAGCUGAAUUACAAAUAAGCAUUCCACCAUUAAUACACAAAAAUGAACGUAGUGUAAAUCUUUAUUCUGGUGUGAAAUACACUUACUUCUGUGAUAUUAUUGCCUACCCACCAAUCACUGAACCUAUUUCAUGGAUGAGGAACGAUGUUCCUCUAGUAAUCCAACAUAAUGGUCGAAUUUCUGUUCAUGAUAAUUCUGAAAAUCGUAUACAUUUUGAAAGCAAAAACGUCCUCAAUGAUCAAAUUGUAUUCGAUACAAUACAACCAGAUGAUAGAGCUGUCUAUUCAUGUUUUGUUCGUGGAGCAUUUGGAAAUGAUACAGCAGCUUUCUUUUUACGAGUAAAAGAUCGUCGUGCUCCUCUAUGGCCUUUAAUUGGUAUUAUCCUAGAGGUGGUAGUUUUGUUCAUAAUUAUUUUAAUUUAUGAAUUAAAACGCCGUGAGCGUACUAAACGAGAAGAAGCUGAAGAAAAUUUGGUCACAUUUAGCAAAACGCCAAAUGCAGCAUAUGAAAUUGAUGAAGCGAGUGAGAAUAUGUUAUUACGACAACGAGGUGAUCGUCACUAGGACAACAUUUCGAAAUUCCAUCAUCAUUGUAUUAAACCAUUAUACACAAAAUCCAAUGUAUUUUCACAUACACAUACGCUUUCUAUGAUGGAACUUUGUUUUUAUUUUUUUCCUUUUCUCAAAAUAUUAUCCACUAUACAGUAGCAAUUUUCUUAUUUCAUUAUUAUGUAUUUUACAGAUUAUGUUAUUUAUUACGUAAUUAUCUUUCAGAUGGUUUUCAUAUUAUCAUCAUUCAUUCGACAUAAUAUUUCAACAUUGAUUGAUGCUCAUAGUGCAUUUUUUCUCUCCAAUGGUUUCCUCAUAUUAUUAUGAUCCUCAAAUGUUAUAUAUAGUACUGUCGGCUCACUACUCAUUCUUAUCUGUAUAAAUAGAAAUUAUUCAUAUAAUUAUAAAUUUCUUCAUCCGACUUCAUACACAAUUAUACGCUUUGCAUAUCAUAAUGCACUAUAUCUUCCCUUGAAUAUUAUGAUUUUAUCUUUUCCAAUAAAAUAUGCAUUUAAAUUGUUAUACACAAUGAUUUUUUUAAAAAAAAGGAAAUGAAUUAUUAGUUUAUGCAAAUAUCUUUUUCCUUAAGGAUUUAUUCGUAUUAAAUUCCAUUGUUCUUUUUUUAUUAUUUCCCUUUCGUAUUUCUCUUUUCUUUUCUUUAUACCUAUCUCCUUAUACUUUUCAUAUUAUUAUUAUUAUUAUUAUUAUUAUUAUUAUUAUUAUUAUUAUUA
Schistosoma intercalatum is the source of this 2030-nucleotide messenger RNA. Lineage: Eukaryota; Metazoa; Platyhelminthes; Trematoda; Strigeidida; Schistosomatidae. The record is from the annotation of a GenBank genome assembly.